This is a messenger RNA of Penaeus indicus, 820 nucleotides long. RefSeq lists its product as uncharacterized. The transcript has 2 exons. The coding region runs from base 57 to 683 and encodes 208 amino acids. NCBI's taxonomy places the organism in Eukaryota, Metazoa, Arthropoda, Malacostraca, Decapoda, Penaeidae. The record is from RefSeq and is a predicted model, not a curated record.
AGAGGUUUCUAUAUAUAAAUGGUGUUAUCCGGUUAUGGGAGACAGCAUUUAGUAUCAUGGAGCUCCUGGUCUUUUGUUUCACACUUGUGGUUGCUGUGUCCUCUGCGCCGGAAGGAUACAGCCUGCCUACGCCUUCUGACCCGUCCUGCGGUGAAGGACAAGUAAAACACGUGGAUGGCAGCUGUGUCACACCUGAAGUGAAAAGUCGUGUCUUUGUGUAUGAUGUACCAGCAAAUGUAGCUGAGGUUAGCAAGCCAGAAUACAUUCCAGAACCUAAAGUAGAACGCAAUAUCAUUUUCGUGAGACUGCCUGAGGGUGCGCAGGGACCAGAACCCAUCGUCGUUCCACCGCCACAACAGCAACACGUCGUGUAUGUCCUGAACAAGCAGUCUGAACAGGACCAGCGAGUGAUCGAGGUUCCAGCACCACCGCCAUCCAACCCCGAAGUGUUCUUCGUGAACUACGCAGAAGGAGAGAACCCGACUCUUCCUAACGGGGUAGACCUCCAGACGGCACUGAGUUCAGCGUCCCAGGGCAACGGUCAAGUCGUGGGCGGCGAUGGCCAUGGAGGCGGCGCCGGGGGAGGCAAUGGAGGAGGUUCCAACGAAGGCAGCGUUGGCGGGAGUUACAGCCCUCCUUCGAGUAAUUAUUCUCCGCCUUCCAACCUCUACAAAACCCCAUAAAGAAGAUCAAUUCGGCUAAUAAUAUCAUACCAAAUAAUUAACAUUUCAGCCAUUUUGUACUGAAAUGCGUAGACGUAGAUUGUUUUAUAUCGUCAGCAUGUAUAUAUAUCUAAAAUUGUGAAUAAAAGAUAUCACUA